AUGGGUCAGCAUCAUUCCUGUCAAGAGGGUAAAGGUAUCAAGAGAAACUUUCCAUUAACUUUAUUUACUCAGAAAAAUGGAAGAAAUUGUGAACCAAAUCCCCAGCAACCCAUCAAGUUCCAGUAUAUAUCUAAGAAAAAGAAUAAUUCUCAGCAAACAGAUGUUGGAAAUCGUAGAUUAAUGUGCAGAUUAGUGAAAACGCAGAGUGUUCCAGUUAGGACUAAAUCCGAGCCUAAUUUAUUAUUUCAAAACCGAGGAAAUAAUCGUGGAUACAAAAGGAAGCAAGUUAAAAACGAUUGGAAGAAGGAAAUACAUCAGUUUGGCUACCAGAUACGGGAUGUUGAUGCAUUCUUCAGCAAGGCUACAAUAAAAAAACCAGCUAAUAUACCAGUGGUUUUAGCAUCUCCAAGUAUUUUGUAUCAGACAAGAUUAGGAGGAUACCAAGCAGAAGUGUAUCUACCACUGGGAAUGGUAGUAAACGCUGUAUUUAAAAACCAACAUUGGCUUUAUGUUCAAACACCUCAUGGGGAAGAAGGUUAUGUUAGUUACGCAGCAUGUAUACCUUUAGGCAUAAUACCCCCUCCAAAUGACGACAAACGAGCCCCAUGCUGGGAAAAGAGUACAGACGUUUUUCCGAAGCCAUCAGGAAAUUUGACAGAUACUGAGAAGCUAAGUUCAAAAUCAGAUUGCGAGGGUGAAGAUAGUGUGAAAUGCCGAAGUAAAUCUCCAAACGAUGUUAGUACCUGCGGCGAGAAAAGUAUAGACAGAUUAUAUUUGCGAGCUGCAAAAACAAAAGGAGUACGACACACUUUAUUAGUUAUUCUCACAAACUUCUGUGGAAAUGAAAGCAAUAAUAUAUCAGUACAAACGGGCGAUGUUGUGGUUUUAUUAGAUGCUAGUAUUAAAGGAUGGUUUUAUGUGAAAGAUAAAAAGGGCGAAGAAGGAUACAUUCCAGCUUCUAUAGUUGGACAUGGAUUUCUUUGAGGACAAUAUUAGUUAUAUGUGAUGAAUUACAACAAUUGAAAUUUUUGAAAAUAUUUUUUUAUUGUGGUACUAAAUAAAAUACGAAUAAAAA
Molecule: messenger RNA, 1075 nt
Organism: Diorhabda carinulata
Lineage: Eukaryota; Metazoa; Arthropoda; Insecta; Coleoptera; Chrysomelidae
Exons: 5
Coding region: 1-984 (327 amino acids)
Molecular function (GO): protein binding
Source: RefSeq, a predicted model, not a curated record